Miscanthus lutarioriparius is the source of this 1452-nucleotide messenger RNA. The record is from the annotation of a GenBank genome assembly. Lineage: Eukaryota; Viridiplantae; Streptophyta; Magnoliopsida; Poales; Poaceae.
AUGGCCAUGGCCGCGGCUCCUCCUCCUCCCCGGCCUCGUGUCAUGGUGCUGCCCUUCCCUGCCCAGGGUCAUAUCAUGCCGCUCAUGGAGCUGUCCCACCGCCUCGUCGACCAUGGCUUCGAGGUCGACUUCGUGAACACGGACUUCAACCACGCCCGCAUCCUCACGGCCUUGGCGGCAGGAGGAGAGACCGGGGCGGCUGUCCAUGCCGGGAUCCACUUGGUCUCUUUCCCAGACGGCAUGGGCCCCGACGGCGAUCGCGCAGACAUCGUUCAGCUGGCUCAGGGCUUGCCGGCGGCGAUGCUCUGCCGCGUUGAAGAGCUGGUCAGAGCUCAGAAGACUCGGUGGGUGGUGGCUGAUGUCUCCAUGAGCUGGGUGCUGGGCCUGGCCGGCACGGUGGGUGUGCGCGUGGCCUUGUUUGCGACCUUCUCGGCCGCCACCUUCGCGGUAAGGAUGCGUAUUCCCAAGUUGGUAGAGGAUGGCAUCAUUGACGAAAAUGGUAAGAGCAAAUCAAACCCGAUUUCUGUGUCAUCUGUACUCUCCAGAUCAGAAUUCAUGCUGGACAUGGUGUUUCCGUGCGCAGCGAAUGUGAAGAGGAAUGAAAGGAUCAAGCUGAGCCCCAACACACCAGCCAUCGACGCCACCGACAUCCCCUGGGUUAGGCUUCGAAGCCCCAUGAUAAAGGGCAUGAUCAAGACCAACCAAACGUUCGUGCUCGCUGACACCAUUGUCUGCAACACGUUCCAUGCUAUCGAGUCCGAGGUGCUGGCGCUCCUCCCCAAGGCGGCACUAGCCGUCGGCCCCCUUGAGGUGCCAUCGUCGACUUCAGCCAACCAGCUCUGGCCCGAAGAACCGGCCUGCCUGGCCUGGCUCGACGGCCAGGCCCCUGGGUCAGUUGUCUAUGUGGCAUUCGGCAGCUUUACAGUCUUCGACACUGCGAGGCUCCAGGAGCUCGCCGAUGGGCUGGCGCUCACCGGACGCCCGUUUCUGUGGGUGGUCCGGCCGAACUUUGCCAACGGCGGCGAUGAAGGCUGGCUAGACCAGUUCAGACGCCGCGUUGGAGACAAGGGCCUAGUCGUCGGCUGGGCUCCCCAGCAGCGCGUCCUCUCGCACCCUUCGGUGGCAUGCUUCAUCUCCCACUGUGGAUGGAACUCGACCAUGGAAGGGGUGCGUCACGGCGUCCCGUUCUUGUGUUGGCCAUACUUUGCCGACCAGUUCAUGAACCAGAACUACAUCUGCGACGCGUGGGGCACGGGCUUGAGGAUCUGUGCCGACGAGCGGGGCAUCUUCACCAAGGAGAAGAUCAGGGACAUGGUCGACCAGCUGCUCGGUGAUGAUGGGAUCAGAGCGAGGGCACUGUCUUUGAAGAGAGCAGCGUGCGAGAGUAUCGCAGAUGGAGGGUCCUCGCAUCAGGAUCUGCUCAAGUUUGUAAACCUGCUGAGAGAACAAUAA